This is a messenger RNA of Salvia hispanica, 2189 nucleotides long. Its product is annotated as putative inactive receptor kinase At1g48480. Gene Ontology annotation, molecular function: protein binding; ATP binding; protein kinase activity. The record is from RefSeq and is a predicted model, not a curated record. Gene Ontology annotation, biological process: protein phosphorylation. NCBI's taxonomy places the organism in Eukaryota, Viridiplantae, Streptophyta, Magnoliopsida, Lamiales, Lamiaceae.
GCAAUCAAUCUUUGCAUAAAUCAGCUUCUACAAAAUCAUCCUAACAUUUCAAUUUCACACCAUAAUAAAAUGUCACACCACCACCACCACCACCACCACCUCUUCCUCUUCCUCCACCUCCUCGUCUCCCUCAUCCCCGUAUUCUCCGAUCUCGCCGCAGACCGCUCCGCCCUCCUCCGCCUACAAGAGGCCGUCGGCGGCCAAACCCUCCGCUGGAACACCACCGCCGGCUCCUCCCCUUGCAAUUCGUGGCGGGGCGUCGUAUGCAACGCCACAACCAACCGCGUCGUCGAGCUCCGCCUCCCAGGCAGCGGCCUCAGAGGCACCCUCCCGCCGAAUUCCGUCGGAAACCUCACCGAACUCCGGGUGCUCAGCCUCCGCAACAACGCCCUCUCCGGCCAACUCCCUUCCGAUUUAGCGUCGUGCACUUACCUCGAGGAUAUCCACCUGUCAGGGAACAGCUUCUCCGGCGAGAUCCCGGAUACCUUUUUCACGUUAACGAAUCUCCUGCGUGUGAAUUUCGCCGGAAACAGAUUCUCCGGAAAUCUAUCCACCAAUUUCAACAACCUCAUUAAUUUGAGGACUUUGUAUCUGGAAAGCAACCAGUUGACCGGACCAAUUCCUGAUUGGAAUAACCUAACCAACCUCAGAAAUUUCAACGUUUCCUUCAACAUCGAUGUAACCGGAUCAAUUCCGUCCACAUUAGCCAAUUUUUCCGAUCAAUCCUUUUUAGGAACCUCUCUGUGUGGCAGACCUCUUCCUUCUUGCUCAAGUAAUGGUGGAAACAACCUUUCCGACGGCGCAAUAGCCGGAAUCGCAAUAGGAUCAUUCGCUGCAUUGCUUAUAAUUCUCUGUGUUGCCUUCGUUUUGUGGAAAACAUACAGAAGCAGAAAAGUGUUACCGCACAGAUCUCCGGCCCCGCGUUCCCCCGCCGGCGACAUUAGGACUCCAGAUACAGAGCAAUACAACUGGCGCAACAAUGAAUAUUUGGAGACGAAGAAGGAGAGCGAUGGAUUGGUGUUUUUGGGGAAAGAGGAUGCGGUUUUCAGUUUGCAGGAGCUGCUGAGCGCCUCCGCGGAGGUGAUGGGGAAAGGGACGAUCGGAUCAACGUAUAAGGCGUAUUUUGAGAGCGGAAUUCAAGUGGUUGUAAAGAGGUUGAAGAAUGUCUCUGUUCCCGAGGCCGAGUUCAGAGUCAAAAUCGAGGAAGUCGGAUCGCUUCUUCACCGGAAUCUCGAGCCUCUCCGUGGCUACUUCUACGGUACGGAGGAGAAGCUCCUUGUCUACCGCCCCAUGCCCAAAGGCAGCCUCGCCGCCGCUCUCCACUCUUAUGGAAUGAGUAACCAGUCACUAUCGCUGGAAACGAGGUGCAGGAUCGCGGUGGGGGUGGCAUCAGGGAUCGAGUAUCUCCACUCGGUGGGGUCCGGGACCGUGCACGGCAACAUCAGGUCGUCGAACGUGUUCAUCACGGAGGACUACGAGGCGCGCGUGUCGGAGUACGGGCUGGCGCGGCUGGUUGCGUCGAGCUCGAGCCUGAACGGGUACAGGGCGCCGGAGGUGCUGGACACGCGCGUGGGUUCGCAGAAGGCGGACGUGUACGGGCUGGGGGUGCUGCUGCUGGAGCUGCUGACGGGGAGGGAGCCCGACGGGAUUCUGACGGAGGAAGGCGUGGCGCUGCCUGAUUGGGUGCAGACGGUGGUGGAGGACAAGGGGACGGCUGCGGUGAUCGAUCCGAGUCUGAUUGGGCGCGAGGAGUCGGAGGAUCAGGUGGUUGAGCUAUUGCUCGUGGCGCUUUCGUGCACGUCGCGGCAGCCUAGUGGUAGGCCAUCGGCGGCGGAUGUUGUGCGGCGGCUGCGGAAAAUUUGUGAUUGAAGAAGACGUCGUGUAUUGGUAUUUGGUUUGGAGAAGCUUUGCAGAAGAUGAUCUCUCGUUUCCUUCUUCAUUAGCUGUGCAGAAGAUGAUCUCUCGCUUACUUCUUCAUUAAUUCAUGUAUGUAUGUGAAUGUGUGUGUGUGUGUGUCUGAGAGACAGCAAAAGCGAUGCCGAAAUUGAGAUAUUUUUUCAGUGAAGUGACCAAACAGUACAAAAAUAAAGAAUAAAGAUUGUCACAGUGAAUUUUUUUUGGGUCUUGAAACACUGUAGGAUGAUUCAAGACUCAAAUUUUCUACAACAAAAUAUUUUCUUGUUAGGGAA